UCCGGGAGGAGGCUCACACAGUGUGCGGUCGUGGAGCAAGGCGGUAACAUGCCAAGCGAGCUCCGAGUCGAAAGCUCCGCCGAGGACGACGACGAAGACGCCGCGCCGCCGACGCUUCGGCCUCGGCUCCCCAUCUACACCAUAUUCUAAACUAGCUAGUGCUCUCUCUAAUUCUCUAAUUAAAAAUUUAAUAAAAAUUGUUGCGUUCGUUUCACAUUAUAUCGCCGAUACACGGGCUGCUUCGGGUACACGGGUAUUGUUGUACAUAGUGACUAGGGACCAACCAAAUGGCGCUCAGCAACCUGACGGCAGGGCCGGCCCAAGCCGUCGAGGACUUCCUUCUGCAAGUGGAAAACGCGACGCUGCUCUUUAACGCCACCACCGCCAACGCCACCGUCGCCCUCCACUACCCCAGCGGCUACACUCUGCCCCAGAUCGUGGUCGCUUCCGUCGUUGUCACGAUGCUGAUGAUCGUCGUCGUCGUGGGCAACAUGCUGGUCAUCAUUGCCAUCACCACGGAGAAGGCGCUCAAAAACAUACAAAACUGGUUUAUUGCUUCGUUAGCCGUCGCCGACUUCUUCUUAGGGCUGGUGAUUAUGCCGUUUUCGCUCGCCAACGAACUCAUGGGUUAUUGGAUUUUCGGGAUGUGGUGGUGCGAUGUGCAUUCCGCCAUGGAUGUGCUGCUGAGCACUGCGUCCAUUAUGAACUUGUGUCUCAUUUCGUUGGAUCGCUAUUGGAGUAUCACUCAAGCGGUUGAAUAUCUCAAGAAGCGCACUCCGGUACGUGCUGUGGUCAUGAUUGCCGCCGUUUGGGUUCUCUCUGCCCUCAUAUGCAUCCCUCCGUUGCUCGGCUGGAAGGUGGAGCGCACUCCAGACGAACAGUAUCCCAAGUGUCAGCUGAGUGAAGAACUGGGUUACGUGCUGUAUUCGGCACUGGGUUCGUUCUACAUCCCAUCGUGCAUAAUGGUAUUUGUAUAUAUCCGAAUUUACUACGCGGCGAAAGCUCGUGCUCGACGCGGCAUCCGGAAGCCGCCUCGACGCCAACCCCAAGACGCCGUCACCAGUUUCAGUGUACAGAAGAACGGAGAUGGCGACGGCGCCGCGACGGCAGGCGCUUCCGUCGAUAGGAACAGCAACACGUCGCCGAGGGACGGAGACAGACAAAUCGCCACCAUCGAGGCGAUUCCACGCCCAAUGCCCAUUCCAACAGUCACGUGCGAUUUAGCAUCGGAUAUUUCGACGAGCGACGCCGGAGGAGAAAUCGUCGCCGAGACGCUUGAUCAGAAGGAUACGCUCAAGGUUUGUACGAUUGACAGUGACGGACCGAAAUGCCAACCGCAGGACGACGCUCAAGUGUUCAGCAGUGCCCAGGUGGUCCGAAACCCUCUGGCCCAGAGCCAAUUCCGAGGCUCUACGUUAUCGGUAAACGGCGAAUUGCAACAGCAAGCUGCUGCCAUGUCUCGUAUGCGUCAACCAUCGAUGGGCAUCGACACGGAUAUGGUGAGCGAAUUUGAUCCGAGCAGUUCGGACUCUGGUGUAGUGUCCCGGUGUGCGGUGGUGAAACCGUUAAAACUCCGUCUGUGCAAACCGAUAUUCGGUCGCAAAACGGCGAAAAACCGAAGGACCGCCAAAGACAAAGCGAGCUCGAGCAAAGAGCACAUGGUGGAGGAGGUGCGCGUCCAGAAGCCCAGAGACCCAGAACGAGAGAAGCGACGCAUCGCGAGGAAAAAGGAAAAAAGGGCAACACUCAUUCUGGGUCUCAUUAUGGGCUCGUUUAUCGCCUGCUGGUUGCCCUUCUUCUUCAUGUACAUCCUGCGGCUGGCCUACGAUAUCCCGGGGAUCGCCUUCUCCACGGCCUUUUGGUUGGGGUACAUGAACUCGGCGCUGAACCCGGUUAUCUACACCAUCUUCAACAAGGACUUCCGGAGGGCCUUCAGGAGAAUCCUGUUCAAGUGAUGUUUGGCUUACGUGUGCUGCUAUGAAUGCGUCAGCCGACGGAUACGGACGGCGCAAUAUCGCAGCGCACCAAGUGCCCUCUACCGACACUGAACUCUCGACAAUCCUCCUCACGUGGACAUUAUUAUACUCUUCGAUAUACGUGUAAAUUGUUAUUUCUUGUUAGGUACGGAGCAAUCGUCGUCAACUCGAGCCAGAAAUCAAAAUAUAGAUGGCGCCAAUACACUUGUUUUAACAAAAGUACAAAACGAAUUUUUAUUCUAAACAUCAAAAGUAUGGAAAUUGCCUUAAUUAAUGCUAUGUAAUAUUAUAUCAAACUGAAAAUUGUAUCGUAUGUGUAGUCAGUCUACUUCCAAAUAACUCCACUCUGUUUAAUGGAAGCGAUUUUAUCUGUAGCUUUUAAGGUUUUUAGGAAAUGACUCGAGUUUUUAUUGUAAUAUCAAAACGUUCCGAGUUGGCCACGAUUGUUAUAUUUUAUUUGACUCUAUUGUAAUAAUAAAAUAUGGAGCAAUGACUACCACUGUGAUAAUAUAACGCUUUCAUUCUGGAAUUUAUCGUAAAUAGUCUAAAAGAAAACAAACUAUUAUGUGUUUUUAAAAAAAUCUUCGAUGUUUAGAGACUUCAUUUCUUGUACAUAACUUAAUCGAAAAGCGAGUACAAGUUACCCAACUUUGAAUCCAUGAAGAAAAACAACGUUUACCAGAUUCUACCCUGCUUUUUAGCAAAUUGUAAUACAGCGUGUCCCAGCGAUUUGGAAAAGUCCAUCAUUGUCCUUUAAAUGCAAAAUUACAUACCAAAUUAGCUGAUAUUAACCCAUAGCAUCACCUGAAAUUAGAUACUUCAAAAACGAGUUACAAAACAAAAAUAUGUUUUUCAAAAGGAAACAAUCUAGGUUUCUUUUGAUCUCUAUGCUCUUAACCAAGCCCUUCUUGGAUUUUUUCAGUUUGCAGCCCAACACUAUAAUUGCAUAAGCAAGGACAUUUUCUGUUCCAUUGACACCCUAUUGCUACAUCUAAUAACAACAUAAGUUUGUCUUGUAACUCAGUUUUGGACUAAAAAAUCAUUUUUGAUGAAGCAAUAGAUCAUUGGAUCAUUGGUCAAUAAUGGAAUUUUUCAAUUAACUGUAUAUGUUGAAGGGCGCUCCUCAGACCAAGUCGUUUGGACCAAACCUCCACUCUUCAUUGAUUUUCGUCGUUGCGCGAUGUCAAAAUUGACAAGGGACCAAUGAAACCGUUUUUAAUUAUGCGCGUUCGAACACCCGCCGCCGCCGCCGCCGCCGCCGCCGCCACAGCAAUAAUAAUAAUAAUAAUAAUUUCCUUGUGAACGUUGGCGUUUUUCGCUUCCAAGUCCAAGUUGCGUAACUUUUCGUAUUUUAAAUGUUAAUAGAACGAAUGGAGCGAGUGACAAGUUCGGCUAUAGUUUAGACACCAAUUGUAUCAAACCUCUGGAGGCCGUCGGCCGUCAUCUCCCUUCCGUUCCGACCAUCACCCUCUAUCCUUUUCCAAAAAAAAAAAAAUAACAGACGUUGCCUUGGCGAGGUCUCCAGUGGAAGUCUUCCACGAGCCCGCGGGGUUGCUCUCCGACUCCUGACAAAUUCUUGCAACGAAACUAUGGUGCUAUUGACUGCUCGCCGGUCGGCUCAAGGGUGUCUCAGGCCCUGGAGCCGGCCCUGUGCGGCCCCGCGAGGCGAUAUCGAAACUCGCCCUGAGCCCGCGAUUUUCGAUCUCGCGAGCUCUUUAUCUUGUUACAUCUCUAGAUUAAUUAUUGUUAUAUAAAGAUGAAAAAACCAAUUAUAAACUAUAACACUGUCCUAUAUUUGUGUGUGUACGUUUUUCGUGAAAUAUUAUUAAUAAGGAUAUAAAUAAAUCAAUAUGGUACUGAAAAAACAAA
Tribolium castaneum (red flour beetle) is the source of this 3845-nucleotide messenger RNA. It is a transcript of the gene Octalpha2R, whose product is annotated as alpha2-adrenergic-like octopamine receptor. Gene Ontology annotation, biological process: adenylate cyclase-activating adrenergic receptor signaling pathway. The record is from RefSeq and is a predicted model, not a curated record. Gene Ontology annotation, cellular component: plasma membrane. The transcript is spliced from 3 exons. Lineage: Eukaryota; Metazoa; Arthropoda; Insecta; Coleoptera; Tenebrionidae. The coding region runs from base 288 to 1955 and encodes 555 amino acids. Gene Ontology annotation, molecular function: G protein-coupled receptor activity.